GUCCGGAGUCCGGGCGUUCUGGCAGCACCAGAGUCCUGCAGCAGAGACGGGCUGGGCUGGCACUGACCCACGAGCCCCCUUCCCUGCUAUGAUGGUUUGUCAGUAGCAGGUCCUAGACACCCCCACCCUCCCCGCUCCCGGGGCACGUGGGCAGAGCUAGCAGCAGCCAGGUGCACGGAGCCACAAGAGCUCUAGGGCACUCUGGGGGCAGCUCUGCCUGCUGCCCUCUCUGGUGCCUGUGGAAAUGCCUAACUGACAGGAGAGUUAGUGAGGACAAGAACGCUCCCUUUUGGCCGAGGUCCGGUGUAUCCAUGGCUCUCCUGACCAAUCUACUGCCCCUAUGCUGCUUGGCACUUCUGGCGCUGCCAGCCCAGAGCUGCGGGCCGGGCCGGGGGCCGGUUGGCCGGCGCCGCUAUGCGCGCAAGCAGCUCGUGCCGCUACUCUACAAGCAAUUUGUCCCCGGCGUGCCAGAGCGGACCCUGGGCGCCAGUGGGCCAGCCGAGGGGAGGGUGGCGAGGGGCUCCGAGCGCUUCCGGGACCUCGUGCCCAACUACAACCCCGACAUCAUCUUCAAGGAUGAGGAGAACAGUGGUGCCGACCGCCUGAUGACUGAGCGUUGUAAGGAGCGGGUGAACGCUUUGGCCAUUGCCGUGAUGAACAUGUGGCCCGGAGUGCGCCUACGAGUGACUGAGGGCUGGGACGAGGACGGCCACCACGCUCAGGAUUCACUCCACUACGAAGGCCGUGCCUUGGACAUCACCACGUCUGACCGCGACCGCAACAAGUAUGGGUUGCUGGCGCGCCUCGCAGUGGAAGCCGGCUUCGACUGGGUCUACUACGAGUCCCGCAACCACGUCCACGUGUCGGUCAAAGCUGAUAACUCACUGGCGGUCCGGGCGGGCGGCUGCUUUCCGGGAAAUGCAACUGUGCGCCUGUGGAGCGGCGAGCCGAAGGGGCUGCGGGAACUGCACCGCGGAGACUGGGUUUUGGCGGCCGAUGCGUCAGGCCGGGUGGUGCCCACGCCGGUGCUGCUCUUCCUGGACCGGGACUUGCAGCGCCGGGCUUCAUUUGUGGCUGUGGAGACCGAGUGGCCCCCACGCAAACUGUUGCUCACGCCCUGGCACCUGGUGUUUGCCGCUCGAGGGCCGGCGCCCGCGCCAGGCGACUUUGCACCGGUGUUCGCGCGCCGGCUACGCGCUGGGGACUCGGUGCUGGCGCCCGGCGGGGACGCGCUUCGGCCAGCGCGCGUGGCCCGUGUGGCGCGGGAGGAAGCCGUGGGCGUGUUCGCGCCGCUCACCGCGCACGGGACGCUGCUGGUGAACGAUGUCCUGGCCUCGUGCUACGCGGUUCUGGAGAGUCACCAGUGGGCGCACCGCGCUUUUGCCCCCUUGCGACUGCUGCACGCGCUAGGGGCGCUGCUCCCCGGCGGGGCCGUCCAGCCGACUGGCAUGCAUUGGUACUCUCGGCUCCUCUACCGCUUAGCGGAGGAGCUGCUGGGCUGAGCGUCCCAGCCAUAGAAACCUCGAAGCGCCCGAGGAAACGAGGGCCUGCUGGCUGAGACAUGGGGGUGUGGGCAGCGGACGAUGCCGACUGGAAGGGAGGGAGAGGGAGGGGGAGGGAGAAAAUGGGGCUAUGCCUGGCUUAGGGGCAACCUCGUACUGAGAGGAGGUGAUCCCGGGUCCUAGGUAGGUAGGGCUGAUGGUGCGCACUCCUUAAAGAGGACUAUUUAGCCUCUCCCCCAGUGCCUCAGCCCCACCCGAUAAUUUUAUUUUAUUUCUUAUUUAUAAAUUGUAAUAUAAUGAUUCCCUUGCCCAGCUUGCCAAGGUGAGGGGCUGGGGCAUGGCAUUAACACUGUCUGACACAGCCAGCCAGUCUGACAUCUGACAUUUUCCUACAAGGUGGGCUAAUAAAGGGAAGGCUUUCAGGAGCUUACUGGAAAA
This is a messenger RNA of Nomascus leucogenys (northern white-cheeked gibbon), 1940 nucleotides long. It is a transcript of the gene DHH, whose product is annotated as desert hedgehog signaling molecule. The record is from RefSeq and is a predicted model, not a curated record. Gene Ontology annotation, molecular function: calcium ion binding; patched binding. Lineage: Eukaryota; Metazoa; Chordata; Mammalia; Primates; Hylobatidae. Gene Ontology annotation, biological process: regulation of gene expression; multicellular organism development; protein autoprocessing.